Messenger RNA from Trypanosoma grayi, 606 nucleotides. RefSeq lists its product as hypothetical. The transcript has a single exon. The record is from RefSeq and is a predicted model, not a curated record. Lineage: Eukaryota; Euglenozoa; Kinetoplastea; Trypanosomatida; Trypanosomatidae. Bases 1 to 606 code for a protein of 201 amino acids.
AUGCACGCAGGCGUGGAGCCGUGGCUCGCGGACGCGCGUGGGCGGCGGACGGAGGCGGUCCUGAGCGUGGCGGAGGGGCUCGAGUGCGGCCCAUUCUGCGCGGGUGCGGGGCCCUCGCCCCUCCUUUACCGUGCUCUCGUGACGGCGUAUCUUGUGCAGAACGACGUGCUCAACGCGACUUGGGCGCUGCGGAGGUGGGCGGUUGCGAAGCCGGCGGGCGGGGAUGAGCAACAGGACCGGGUGCGUGAGUCGCUCGAGAGAGUCGCACAGCACUGCGGCCGCUACGCGUACAGCGAGGCCUUCAGGGAGGCUGCUGCUGCUCUGCUUGGUAACGCAGCCGCAGAGGGCGUGACGCUUCUCGGGGACUGCCUGCUGGACUACUUGGCCGCGCGCCACACUCACCAGCGGAGGACCUUUUACGGCGAGGAUAGUCGUAUGGAGAAGCACGCAUCGGAGCUUGGAGUGACGCCUGCUGAUUUGGAGGUGCGGCUGCAGCGUGUGCGGGAUGAUGGUCUGCAGCGCAUAGAGGGCGACGUGGGGGACGACACGAACGAGAGAUUGCGCGAGGCGCUGUGCUGCAUGAUGGAGGCCGGGAGAGUGGUCUGA